CUGCCAACAGAUCAGCCUUAGCUGUGGUCUGUAUAAAUAAAGUUCAGGAGUGACACUUAAUUCUGGACUCUUGGAAGAUCUUUAACUAUGAGAUCGAUCCUGUUUUCUGGUGCCCUUUUAGGGCAUGUCUACUGUCGAGAAACAUCUGUAGGCAAAAUGAAGAAAUGUUACUUAGAGAAAAGAAUGGAAUGGUAACUUCAACUUUGAAACAUCUUACAUUGGAAAAGGCUCCGUUGCUGAACUCUGACCUUGCUACCCACAACCCAUUGGAGAGCUGUGCUUCAUGGCUGCCACCGAUGAUAAAAAGCAGGGACACCUGGAUACUCUUACAGCCACCGUGGAGUCUCCCAACCUGCCAAAUGCUCCUAGACCUGAUAGCAGCCAAGUCUUGUGCCAUCUCUCCUGUUUUGUUGGUAUGAAGAAACCCCCCUUCAUCUGGAUCACCUGGACAGUGCUGCACUUGCCUCUGUGACACAGAACUUUUCUUGGGGGGCGGGGGCGGCAGGGGAUCUGCACUGAUUUGCGAUAUUUCCCAAGAAGUGGAUAACCUCGGUUGCUAAGCACCCUAGUCUAGGGAGCAAACUGAACACUGGCUAUUCUUUUAAAAAACCGGCCCAUGAACAUGCUUCAAGGAGUUUAAGAAAGAAGAAAGAAAAGCUCCAAGUACUUGCCCGAGCCGCAUUUAAAACCAAAAGAGUUCUUCCCGUGAUGCGGGAUGACGGGCAACUAAAGGCAAAGACAACUGCCCAAAAACCGAGGCAUUUUUAAGUUCAGCACGGGAGGGAGGACAUACGCCGGGAUCCAAGCCUGGAUCCAAGCCCGCCAGUGAGUUACACAAGCUACUGUGCUGUGGACUGCAAAUAAGAACCUGGAAUCAGCAACAACUCUUGGCUCCAACUCAUACCAUGGACCCAGUGCCAACUCUGAAGUUGAAGUGAAAUCCACAGUGGACUUCAUCAAGAGUCAUGGAAAAGUCAAGGGCUUCAUUACCUUCCACAGCUAUUUGCAGCUGCUGAUGUUCCCCUUUGAGUAUACAUGUGCCAAGUCACAUAACUCUGACGAGCUGUUAAGUUUCUGAAACUUCAUUUCAGCUUGGAAACAAACAUCCAUGGUGUGGACAGAAGAAGCAUUUGGAACUCAGAUAAGUGAUUGCCUUAGAUCACUUAUGAUGACCAGCUGAUCAUGCAGAAUCAGGAUUGAAUCUAAAGCCAGGAUUUGGUGCACUGUGGAGCUCUUAGUGGGAUUAUCUGUGUCAUGUGGCCACACAAAAGGGGUCAAGAGGCUUGGCCUGUAUCACUCAAAAGGAAUUGAAGAGGCAUCAAAGACCCACCUGAUGUACUGUCAGAGUUGGAAGGGUCCUUGGAAAUCAUAUUAGCAUUUUUGAGGACAUGAGUCUGCCUCAGACUCCUUAUAAAUAGAGCUUUACUCAACCACUGUAUGACUGGCAUCCUUGGAACAUGAAGUGGAUACUCUUCUUUGGGGCCCUUAUUGGCUCUGGCAUCUGUGACCGAGAAACAUUUUCUGGGCACCAAGUUUUCAGAAUUAACGUCAGAAAUGGAGAUGAGAUCAGCAAACUCAAUCGGCUAGUGAAUUCAGACAACCUUAAGCUCAACUUGUGGAAAUCUUCCCCUGCCUUCGGUCAUCCUGCAGAUGUCCUGGUCCCUUCUGUCAGUCUGCAGGAAGUCAAAUCCUUCUUGGAGGACCAUGGCUUAGAGUACUCAGUGGCUGUUGAAGACCUGCAGACUGUUUUAGAUACUGAAGAGCAACAAAUGCAACACAAUGUACAUCAAGAACUGAGCAGUAAUUGCUUUAACUAUGGGGCCUAUCACACCCUGGAAGCUAUUCACAAAGAGAUGGACAACAUUGUCAAAUAUUAUCCUCACUUGGCGAGCACAGUGACGAUUGGGCACUCAUUUGAGAACCGAUCAAUGUAUGUACUGAAGUUCAGCACUGGAAAAGGGAGACAGCGGCCAGCCAUUUGGCUGAAUGCAGGCAUCCAUGCCCGGGAGUGGAUCUCACCAGCCACGGCAAUCUGGACCGCGAGAAAGCUUGCAUGUGAUUAUGGGAAAGAUUCAGUCAUCACCUCCAUCUUGAAGAAAAUGGAUAUUUUCGUGUUGCCGGUGGCCAAUCCUGAUGGAUAUGUAUACACUCAUACUCACAACCGAUUAUGGAGGAAGACACGGUCUGUAAAUCCUGGAAGCACCUGCAUUGGUACUGAUCCAAAUAGAAAUUGGAAUUCUAGUUUUGGAGAAGUGGGAUCUGCUGCCGACCCUUGCUCUGAGAUAUAUCAUGGACUCCAUCCCCAUUCAGAAGUGGAGGUGAAAUCAGUGGCAGAUUUCAUUAAAAAACAUGGGAACUUCAAAUGCUUCAUCGACCUGCACAGCUACUCACAGAUGGUGCUGUAUCCAUAUGGCUACACAGCUACGAGGGCCCAGGAUGCUGAUGAACUGGAUAUGGUGGCGAAGAAUACAGCCAAAGCUCUGGCUACCUUGUCGGGCACUCAGUACCGAGUGGGUUCUAUCUUCUCCAUUAUCUAUGCAUCUAGUGGGAGUACUAUUGACUGGGCAUAUGAUAAUGGCAUCAAGUAUGCGUUCUCUUUUGAGUUGAGAGAUACUGGGGACUAUGGCUUCGCUCUGCCUGCCAGCCAGAUCAUCCCCACUGCACAGGAAACCUGGCUGGGGCUGAAGACCAUCAUGGAGCAUGUGCGGGACAACAUCUAGAAGAGCCUCGUUCUGUCUACAUUAUAUAUCCCCUUGUGCACACAUACAGAGGCCCUUAUUAAAGAGAGCUUAUUCCUUCACACAUGAAUCGGAGUCUUCUGGCUUUGUAGAGAACACAGGUCAGCCACCUGCCAGCCCCCUUCCGUGUAUUUUGUGCAUUCUGGCCGUGUGCUGAGAGAAGCACUUCUGCUAACCUGCUGUGUUUUGGUUCUGCCGUUUCACCGAGCUCUCUGUAUGCCUUUCCUUCCACAUAGCUGGAUGGGCAAGCCACACUUAGGAUCAACCCUUACUGAGUGGCAUGUCUCUACCUCAUUUUUAGAUCAAAAGGCGUGUGAAAUGGUUUUCUAGUUUCAUCUGAUCUAGCCACACCCAUGGCCUUGCUCUGGUGGGAGCCCCAAGGGAAGCGCUGUGGGAGGUAAUGUUUGUCUUUCAGACUGGUCUCACAGAUGUCACAGAACUUCCUUUAACUGAUCUCACUCCUCCUUGAACAUAUUUUUCUUUGAAAAAUAGAUCCCAUAAGUUCCUCAGUACAGGUCAUCCCCUUGUUUUGUUUUUGUUCGCUGUUAGUCUGAAUAUAAAAUAUAGACUCACAUGUCAUCACUGGGUCAAAAAUUCCCAGAUAUUACAAUUCUGAUCACAUUCUCCCCUUUAUUAUUCAGUGUAACUGGGAUGCAGAAAGUGAUCUGUGUCCUUAUAGGUACUGCUCACUCAGAAAGCCUGGAUUAAGUGCUAAUCUAAUAUAAUAGCAGGAUAGCUAAAUUAUCCCCAUGUGUCCUGAUGGGCUCACCUCUACUUUGCCUUUUGAACUUACUCCAGAGAUCUUUCUCUCACCCUUUUGGUCCUAAAUCACUCCUCUGGCUUGGGUAAUCUUGCCACCCUUGCACAUCCCUAUUUGUUUGCUGGUGUACCUUGUGUUUCCUUCUCCUGGUUUUCAUUUUUUGGUUUUGAUCUUUAAAGUUGCUUUUUCUAUUUUGUAUCCUGGACCUUGAGUAGCAAGGUGGAGCAGAGAUUCAUCAGUCAGGCUCCUCUUGUUACAUUUUUCCUUAGCAUGUACCAUCUGCCUGUUUUAUUUUCUCUCUCUCUCUCUUUUUUAAUUUGCUCUUUUCAAACAUGUCUGUAAAUCUUACCCUUCUGCCUAGGAUUUGUGCAGCAUCUGGUAUGUGCUCAUAAGCCAA
Molecule: messenger RNA, 3895 nt
Organism: Cervus elaphus (red deer)
Lineage: Eukaryota; Metazoa; Chordata; Mammalia; Artiodactyla; Cervidae
Product: carboxypeptidase A4-like
Exons: 19
Coding region: 1458-2720 (420 amino acids)
Biological process (GO): proteolysis
Molecular function (GO): metallocarboxypeptidase activity; zinc ion binding
Source: RefSeq, a predicted model, not a curated record